GAAUUAAAAAUUCGGAAUUCGUUCGACGAAUUAUAGAAAAAAAAGUGAGAAUUAAAAAAAUAGUAAAAAAAAAUAAAAUCAGCAGAACUCCGAGCAUCAAAUGAAUAAAUUUCAAUAAAAUAUUCGGCAGACAAGGUUGCAGUUUGAUAGCAAUUACAUAACGUGUACUUUACCUAACGAACAAAUAAAAACAAACAAAACAUGGCGAAUAACGCGAAAAAGUUGGCAGUUAAUAUAGUUAAGCAUAACCGCUUUUCCACGGCGCUGAAUGUGUUGCCGAACGAAUUAGACGGUCCUGCGAUGCAUGAGACGACGAUUGGUCGUGAAAAUACCAAUGUUCGUCCAUAUUCCGACGUGCCCGGACCAAAAGGCUUGCCAAUUAUCGGAAAUUCUUGGCGUUUUGCCCCGAUUAUCGGUCAAUACAAAAUUCAAGAUUUGGACAAAGUAAUGGUAGCAUUGAAUCAACAAUACGGCAAAAUCGCAAAAGUCGGCGGCUUGAUUGGGCAUCCAGAUUUGCUCUUCGUUUUCGACGGCGACGAAAUUCGAAAAGUUUUCAAGCGCGAAGAGACGUUACCGCAUCGCCCAUCAAUGCCUUCGUUGAAGCACUACAAAAGCGUGUUACGGCACGAUUUCUUCGGCGACAACAUGGGAUUGAUCGGAGUUCAUGGCGAAAAAUGGGAUAACUUCAGGGCGCAAGUUCAACAUGUCAUGCUGCAACCAUCAACAGCGAAAAAGUACGUGACACCCCUGAACGACAUCACGAACGACUUCAUGGAGCGAAUCAAUGAAAUGCGAGACGCAAACAACGAGCUACCUGACGACUUUUUGCACGAAUUAUAUAAAUGGGCGUUGGAGUCAAUUGGUCGUGUCGCCUUAGAUACGCGUCUCGGAUGUGUCUCGAAACAAGCGAAUCCCGAGUCGAAACGCAUUAUCGAAGCGAUCAACACAUUUUUCUGGACCGUGGCUGAAGUCGAGUUACGAAUGCCCGUUUGGAGAUUCUACAAAACAAAAGCUUAUAAAAGUUACGUUGGCGCUUUGGACAGUUUUAGAGAACUCUGCAUGAAACACAUCAACAUCGCAAUGGAAAAGUUAGACAUGAAUUCGACAAUCAAGAAUGAGGAGAACAUUCCAAUUGUCGAACGGAUACUACGGAAGACGCAAAAUCCAAAAAUAGCAGCUGUGCUUGCGCUUGAUUUGAUUCUCGUUGGUGUUGAUACGACGUCAGUAGCUGCUAGUUCGACCAUUUAUCAGUUGAGUCAGAACCCGGAGAAGCAGGAAAUUUUGUUCAAUGAAGUCAAAAAGUGUCUCCCGACAAAAGAUACGCCAUUCACAGUCGACAUGAUGGAGAAAAUGCCAUAUUUGAAAGCUUGUAUUAAGGAAACUUUGAGAAUGUAUCCCGUUGUCAUCGGAAACGGCCGAAAUUUACAAUCAGAUGCCACGAUAUUUGGUUACCAUAUUCCAAAAGGGACUCACGUAAUUUUCCCGCAUUUGGUUGUCUCAAACUCCAAACAAUACUUCACAAAUCCCGAAAAAUUCGUGCCAGAACGAUGGUUGAAGCGUGGCGAAGUCGAAAGUUCCAAAUCUUGUCCUUAUUCGGGACAACCCAUCCAUCCCUUUGUCAGUUUACCGUUCGGAUAUGGGCGGCGAACGUGCAUCGGAAGACGUUUGGCAGACGUUGAAUUGCAAAUUUUACUCUCAAAGUUGAUCAGAAACUACCAAAUCGAAUACAACUAUGAAAAAUUAACGUACAAAGUGAAUCCAACGUACAUUCCGGAAAACAGACUCAAGUUCAAGCUCACAGAACGAACAUCAUAAAUUUUUGUUACUUUUUAGU
This is a messenger RNA of Culicoides brevitarsis, 1834 nucleotides long. It is a transcript of the gene Cyp49a1, whose product is annotated as probable cytochrome P450 49a1. The record is from RefSeq and is a predicted model, not a curated record. The coding region runs from base 202 to 1815 and encodes 537 amino acids. The transcript is spliced from 10 exons. NCBI's taxonomy places the organism in Eukaryota, Metazoa, Arthropoda, Insecta, Diptera, Ceratopogonidae. Gene Ontology annotation, molecular function: iron ion binding; oxidoreductase activity, acting on paired donors, with incorporation or reduction of molecular oxygen; heme binding.